GUCACACCGGCGUGUCGCCCCCGUCGCGCCAGCCAGUAUCGCCCAGCGCUUGACGAGAGUGGCCGCACGCUUCUCGCGCUCAGCACCCCAGUUGAACGCACGAAACAAGUUUCACAAUUUGAAAUCGGACAAUUCUAAACAUACUUACAUAUUCAUCACAAUGGACUUGAGUGCUCAACCCAAAAGAACUUUUCUCAAUGUAAUUUCUUAGUUUCAUUUUAAUUUACUUGUGGAAUUUGUGGUUUUAUUAUCUAGAUUGAUAAAUACUGUUCGUAAAGGUGAAAUAAAAACGCGAGUGAAUAAGUUCAUAGUUCUUAGAUAUAAUCCGUUGAGGAGUUUGAAUUUUCUGUUGUUUUUUUAUUGUUUAUGAGGACGCAAACCUUUAGCGUGUUGAAAAGAGACAAGAUGAGGUCCAAGCGUUCGAGAGCGACAGGUGUGGUUGCUUUAGCGGUGCUGUUGGCAACUAUAACAGGAUGUUCAGCACAGACCCUAAGGAUAUUCCCGAUGCAGAAGCAGCAGACGGUAGCAGUGGGCAAGUCAGUGGUACUCACAUGUCAAGUGGACGCUCCGGACCCGGCGCUCGUUACACAACCCCAAUGGAAGGACCCUAAAGGAUUCGUCAUUAAUGAGGCCGCAGCCGGCACCCGACCCGAGAUCUACACAGAACCGAUGCCGGCAAAGCAGCUGCAGCUCUUAUACAUAUCGUCGAUCACCACCGCCAUGGCUGGCAACUACACCUGUGUCGCCACUUACACUAACAUGCCUUUGAGCGCCAGUGUCGUAUUGGAUACGUUCAUUGCAAUCACUUGGACAAACGCCAAUGAAAAUCAAUACGCCACAAAGGGAAAAGAUUUCAAAAUCAUGUGUGAAGUAACAGCUGAGCCCGCACCAUCAGUUGAUUGGUUCAAGGAAGGCAAUCCUGUUGUAACUGGUGAUAGAUAUGUUAUUCACGCAAAUGGACUAAUGAUCAAAGGCGUAGAAGAAAGUGAUGAUGGAACUUAUACCUGUCGUGCUGUGGUCAUUCAAACUGGUGAAUUAGCUGAGAGAAACAUCAAACUUGAAGUUUACACCGCACCAGAAAUGGAGGAAAGGGAACCGAGAGUCGAAAUCAAGGAAGGUGAAAGUGCGGCUAUUUCAUGUAAAGCGAGAGGAAAACCACUUCCUACUUAUUCUUGGAUCAAAGCUUCAACACGCGAGAACUUAGCAAGUACCUCUCGGUUCAGCGUCAAUGAAAAUACUGGACUUCUAACCAUUGAUCGCGUUGAAGCCGGUGAUUACGGUAAAUACAUCUGCAGUGCUGUUAACCAAGCUGGGCAAAACGAAACAGAAAUCGAAGUAGAAGUGCUGGUCAAGCCUAGAAUAUUUGAACUAUUCAACACAACCGCCCCAGAGAAGCAAGAGGGUAGAUUAGAAUGUAAGGCGACCGGCCGGCCCGCGCCCCGCAUUAGUUUCCGCAAAUUGAGCAACCCUGACCGCUUCCUGAAUGGACCUAACGACGACGGCAGGAUUACGAUCGAAACGAGCAGUCGACAGACUGGCGACCAGAUGGAGUCUAGUGGAGUUAUCACGAUCACUAAAUUGAAUAGAACUGACGAUGGCCUUUAUGAAUGUUUCGCUGAAAACGCCGGCGGUGAGGCAAGAAAGAAUGGACAUUUAACAGUUCACUUCAAGCCGACUUUCGAACACAUGCCGACAGUCCCUAUCUGGAGUUGGAACAGCCGUCCCGCUAAUUUAAGUUGUACGGCGGAGAGUAUCCCGAAUGCUACCAUUAAAUGGAGGUUCCGUGAUACAGACUUGGUAGAAACUCCCCAAGUGAAGAUCUACGGCUCAGGUCCGUCCAGCUACAUCAUCAUCACACCAACUGACCGAGGUCUAUACGGCGUUUACAAAUGCAUUGCCACCAACACGCUGGGUGAAGCCGAACACAUCAUUCAGUUCAGAGAGGCUUUCCCACCGGGGCCCGUUGUUCAAGCGAAACAAGAAACAAUAACAGCGACAUCAGUAUCAUUCAAUAUUGUGGGGCCAGCUGAAGAUAUGGGCCCACCAAUAUUGGCCUACACAGCCCAAUACAAGGAAAAUGGCAAUUUCGAUUGGAAUCUCUCCCAAAACAGGACUUGGUCUGCCAAUUCGCCGUACAUUGUGGAGAAUUUGAGGCCGAUGUUCACUUAUGAUUUUCGAUUCGCUGCCGUGAACCGCGUCGGCCCCGGCAGCUGGGGUGCCCCGAUUACAGUCAUUAUGCCUAGGAGAUCGCCGCCAGAGCAACCAAAAUGGUGGGAAAAUGAAAGCCCAGAAUCGCUUAUUCAUGGUAAAUACGCAGAUAGAUAUGAGCUGAGAUGGCGCGUACCCGCCAACAAUGGCGAACCCAUCGAUAUGUAUGAGAUCAGCUACUGCCCCGUGCUGAAAGUAAGUGGAGAAUGGCGCAUCGCAUCUGAAUCUCAAUGCGUCAUUGAGGAGCUAAAGUCCCUCGAGGCAAUCAGUUACGAAGUACGUGGUCUCCACCCAGACACGCGGUACCGAAUGCACGUUCGGGCACACAACGUCCUCGGAUAUUCCCUGCCUGCACAACUUUACGUCCAAACGGCUCUCGGUAACCCAAAUGGAUGUCCAAGUCAUUUCAGAUGGGCUCACACUAAAACGGAUGUCCUAGCGACGAUUAUAUUUAUAAUGUUUUACAUAAUAUAAACUAAUAGUUAAAAUCUAAAUAAUCAUCUAAAUUAAGCAAGUCCAAAGACGACUGUUGUUAUUUAGGGAAAAUACUUGUUGUGAUAAUGCAAUUUGUUGAUGUGUAAAUAAUUGUAAAUGUUGUUUGUGUUGGAAAAUAUCAUCAAAUGAUUUCUGAAGUUUAGUGAUUCCGAUUGUGUGUCUCUACUAUUAAAUAAUUAAAAGUUUAAUAUGAUUUGAUCAAAUUUCGGAAUGGCGUUUUGAAUUAUACUGAGAUUUUCAUUCCAUACUUAAUUUAAAAGCUGAAUAUAAUCUAACGUAGGUAAUUAACGGCUAAUAAAUUAACACUGCCAAAGUAUAAAAUCGUAAUAUAGUGUUAAUUAAGAAAGAAAUGCCAAAAAUUAAGGCAUCCAUUACAUUUUAACAUAGAAAGUUGUAUAAGAAUUCAUAAGAUUUGUGUACGAAUUUUUGAUGACUAUUUUGUCUUUUUGAUAUAGAAUAAAGGUGGGAAAAGAAAUCGUCCAUCUUAAUGAUAACAUGGAGUUCGAACGGAAUAUGAAUGUUGAUUUAUUGACGGUUGAAAAUAUAAUGGUUCCACUAGCAUUGCGAGGAGUUCGAAUUGUGAUCUGUUUAGGUGAAAAUAUGACCAAUGUGAAAAAUAAUAAAUGUUUUCAAAACAAAGUAUGCCAUUUGUAGUUUUCUGUAUAGUGCAUAAAAUGAAUGAAGUUCCUAAUUACUUAGCUGUAAAUAAGUACUAGCCGUUAUCAGUAGAAGGUAUUGGUGUCAUGGAAAAACUUCAUUCAUUUUCUAAAUGUAACUACCAUCACCAAGUUCCAUGAAAUUAGCAUAACCCUCAUCCCUUAAUGUACCCCAUAAAACUAAUGAUUAACUGAGUAAUAAGAGAUCAAAAAGAAAGCUGUCAAGAUGCUUAUCAAGAAAUCCAUUAACCCUUAUGAAUGUUGAUCGUUACACAAGUGUGUUUGUGUCGCCCUGACUGAAAUUUGGGUAAAUAUAAUUUUACUUAAUAUGAUAUUUUUAAUAGUUAAUAAUCCUGCUGCUAGUUUCCUUUGGAAUGUACUAAUUACUAUUGCAUGAUCUUCAUGUACACCCUUCAAACGCUGAUUAAUUCACAUUGUCCCGAUAGCAUGGUCCGAACAUUGUCGACUCAACAUUAUACCAAUUCCUAUUUUAAAUAUAUUUUCAGUCUUAAUCAUUUUAAUUAUAUUAGUAGUCAUGAUAGAUGACAAUGUUUAUAGAGUUUAUUUUUGGAUUUUAAAGUUUACCCUAGUCGUGCGGUUUAUUUUUCCAAGCAUGGAUGGUGUAAUCUAUGGAACUGCCAACACACUGCUUCUGGUCAGACCGUUGUGACCGGAGCAUAUGAUUGUCGAAUCUACUUCCACUGGCAGUUUCAUCAGGUUUUAGGAUAUCUCAUUAGAUGUUGAUAAAAAAGUUGUUGCUUGAAAAACUACAAGAAUCAAAAAAGUUUUAUGUACCUCAAAUGGAUCGUUAUUCAAAGUUUUUCAAACAACGAUGAUUAUAUUUUCCUAAAAUUAAACUAAAUGUGUACUGAGGUGAUGGUUAAUAGAGUUCCAUCCAAUAUUUAUUUGUUUUUAAACAGUUUAUUGUUCCAAAUUUAUAUUAUUAUUAUUAUCAUACGUUUAAAUUAGAUACAGAUACUGCUUAAAUAGAAAAAAUACUUGUCAUGGGGUUUGAACAUUUAUUUUGCGAUAAACAGAAUCAUUUGGAAUGUUUGCAUCUUGACAACUUUUCUUUCUAAUGAUUAUUACAUUAUUAUAAUUAAUUUUAAGGUUAUCGUUUUAUGCAUCAUCAUCUUUCGUUUCUAUCAUUCGUCAUCUUUCAUUUUUCAUUCAAACCCCAUUUCAUUCUAGCGGAGAGCUUUCUUCCAAAAUAUCCGAUGAGUCUUACAAUGAUAGAAUAGUUGCCGGUGAUUGGGUGCACGAUUUCUGUAUCUGAAAGCACUCCCUGUUUGUCACCAACUACUGAUUGCAAUGAAUGUCUGUAUGGCUGUGUACGACUUCUUUAAAACACAAACUUUCAAGUACACAACAGCUAAAGCUGCAUUGAUUACAAUCACUUCCAUGUCAUCUAACAUCUUCAGCUUCUGUGACAUGAUGCAUAAACUAACAAUAACAAGAGCAGUAGAUACAUUUGCCACGUAAUUUGAAAUUCACAUUUUGGCUUUAUCCUUUAUAGCAAACUGGUAUCUUGCUUCUACUGCUCUUAAAUGUACUUCAAAUAAUAUAUCGAAGCAAUG
Helicoverpa armigera (cotton bollworm) is the source of this 4936-nucleotide messenger RNA. RefSeq names its product fasciclin-2 (gene Fas2). The transcript is spliced from 14 exons. Gene Ontology annotation, cellular component: membrane. The record is from RefSeq and is a predicted model, not a curated record. Gene Ontology annotation, biological process: cell adhesion. Gene Ontology annotation, molecular function: protein binding. NCBI's taxonomy places the organism in Eukaryota, Metazoa, Arthropoda, Insecta, Lepidoptera, Noctuidae. The coding region runs from base 367 to 2682 and encodes 771 amino acids.